Phragmites australis (common reed) is the source of this 5035-nucleotide messenger RNA. RefSeq lists its product as uncharacterized. The record is from RefSeq and is a predicted model, not a curated record. The coding region runs from base 279 to 4268 and encodes 1329 amino acids. Gene Ontology annotation, cellular component: Ino80 complex. Lineage: Eukaryota; Viridiplantae; Streptophyta; Magnoliopsida; Poales; Poaceae. The transcript is spliced from 3 exons.
CACUCGGCAACGAUAGGACCGACUACACUUUUGCAGCCGGCCCCCUCGCCACCCCCCUAUUCCCACCCGCGGCCCCUCAUCCCGCGGCCAUCCGACGGCUCUCGCGCCCGCCACGUCGCCGUCGUCUUCCUCCCCCACCCACUAUUUAUCCGCCUCCCCGUCGGCCCACCUCCUUCCAUCCCCACCUUUCCUCCCCAAUCGGCGCGCUAGGGUUAGGGUUUCGCCGAGUCCGCAUCCGCUUCGCUUCGCCGCCGCGGCGUGAUUCGUGGUGGGAGGCCAUGGCGAUCGUGAGGAGCGCCAGUGUCAGGCUCCCGAGGUUUGACGGCGGCGGGGAGGGCUCGCCGGACGCCACGGAGGACGAGGAGGAGUCGCGAGCAACGCCGUCGCAGGAGUCCGAGGCUGAUGGCUUCUCAGGCUGCGAGGAGGAGGAGGAAGAUGGGGAGGAGAACGGUGGCGGAGGUGAGGAGCCAGAGGAAGAGGAGGAGGACUCGGGGAUGGGGUCGGACGAGCUGGAGAUCACGGAGCUCGGCGAGGCGGGCGCGGAGAUGUGCCAGGUCGGGGCCCAGAGCGUCCCCGUGCUGCUAGAGCUCUAUGACCUCAGCGGCCUGGGCGACGUGCUCUCCCUCGACGCGUGGAACAGUCUCCUCAACGAGGAUGAGCGGCUCCGCCUCGCCGCCUUGAUGCCAGACAUGGACCAGGAGACCUUUUCACGCACGCUCGUCGAGCUCCUCGCGGGGGAGAAUUUUCACUUCGGGGACCCCCUCGCCGCCCUUUUCGACAGGCUGAAAGGCGGGCUCUGCGACCCAAGGAUCGUGCUGUACCGCCGUAGCAUCCGCUUUGCAGAGCGGCGGAAGCAUUACUACUGGCUGCAGAGCUACCACAAUUCGAUGGUGUGGAGGCUGUGGGAGAUCAAGGACUGCUGGAAAGGCCGCGAGGGCUAUAGCCUUGAUGAGAGGCUGAGGAUGCUGGAUGCGAUGAAGACACAGUGGCAGCAGAAAAGGGCUCUGCGUUUGGCUGGUCGGGCCGGAUCAGAGACUGAUUCGGAGAGCAGGGAGUCUGGGGAGCAGUUCUUGGCGCGUCUGAAGCCAGAUAAGAUGGGACUAAAGAAGGCCGGGAAGUUAGUGAAGGAGAGGUCUAAGGGGUUGCUGCGGGUGGGUGUGUCAAAAGGAAUGGAUGACGAGUACAUUGGAUGGGCUGGCCGCGAUUCUGCAGUGGCACUCUCUGAGCUUUCUCAUCAAGAUAAUGCUUAUGGCUAUGAUCCAGGUGUCACACAUAGAGGGAAGCUUCGCAGGAGCAUAGAUGGCCUUUACUCGGAGGAGCUAGGGUAUGAAAGGGAUUUGUCAAGAACUCGACCUUUGAUACUGCCAAAGCCAGGGAAGAAGAAGGAAUUGACUAUGAGCUCUGAUGGUAAUCUGUAUGUAAACAACUACAGUGAUAACCGUACCAGUUCUUCUUACUACUAUGGCAGGCCCAGUGCUAAUCAGGGAGUUACCUUGGCAGAAGCAUUUGAUCCUCUGUAUUUUGACACUGGAAGGAAUGCAAGGUACUCGGAGAGGGAUUGGGUACAAGGUGGAAAAGGCAUACAGAGUAAAGCUCCAAUAAGGGAUGAGAGGCACUGGCCAGCUGGUACCCACACUGGUAACUUGGAUGACUGGCAGAAAGGGCAGUUGGCAGGUGAUUACAGGAUCAGGAAAGCUCAAGCAGGUCAUGAUCUGAAGGUUAAGUCCUAUAAAAGUAUUGAGCAACAGGUUAAAAACGCUCGCCUUGGAUCUGACCUUCGAGGCAAGAUAUCACAGGUGAAGAUGAAAGAUAAAUCAAAUAGUCGAAUUGAUAGGAUUGGCCAGAAGCACUCCAGGACUGAUGCUGUCUAUGCUCAAAGUGAGGAGACAGAAUCUGAUUCAUCAGAACAGUUUGAAGAUGGUGGGGAUGUGAAUUUUCUCGAACGGAAGCCAGAGCGUCACCAUGCUGGGUUUCAUAGACCAGCACAUGGUGCCAAAAAGUCAAACAAGCUUUCCAAAGCGGUAAAAAUGAAUUAUCCUGCUGCAACUGCAGAUUUGGAACCCUCUCAGAGCAAAGGAGUCAAAGGAAAGGUUUCAGAGCCUGGCUAUUUACGUGAUGUGCAUGUGACGAUGCCGGAACAGAUUGGUGAUGUCAUGAAACCUCCAGCAGCAAGUGGUGAAAGGAAGCGGAAAGGGAUGGCAAAUUUGGACAUGCACGGUUAUGAGAACUCUGAAUUGCAUGAAAUCAAUGAAAACACCAAUGAGUCAUUCAAGCCAAAAGAGAGUGAAAGGCUUGCCAGUGGAUCAGGCCAUGUAGUCCAGGAUUCUAAUGGUGAUUUUGGUGGUACCGAAAGAGUAAAGGCGUCACUAUCAAGUUGCAGCUCUCGGUCCAAAAAACCGAAAGGAAGAGUUGAAGUUACUAGCCUGGAUGAGCAAAGCGAACAGGCGCCAUCUGGUCCAAAGCUGGUCGAGAACAGUAGUAGCUCGAAGAAGAAAAGUAAAAAGAAGCCAGAGACCAUCACAGAUGCAGUUACUGUAGCAGAACCAGCUGCUGCCAUACCAGAAAAUAUUGUCGUAACAGUAGAGUCCGAAAAGCCACCCGAGAAGCCCAAGAAGAAGUAUGUACCAAUUACACCAACUAUCCAUACCGCAUUUUCAUUCUCUGUUGUACAUCUUUUAACUGCGGUAAAGAAGGCUAUGGUCAUUCCUAUGGAGGAUACUCCAGCAGCAGCGAAGCAACCUGAUGGAGAGGAGGGCACAAAAUGGUUCAACAAUGAAGAGCAUGGCAAAACGCCUCAAGAACCAAGUGUGACAGAGCAAGCUCAACAGGUUCCUGAAGUUGCAGACGCCAGUGCUGCAGAGCAGACUGUACCGAGCAAUUCACCAGCGCUCACUGUUCAAGAACUUGUCAAUCGAAUCAGAUCAAAUCCUGGAGAUCCUAGGAUACUUGAAACGCAGGAGCCCCUCCAUGAUUUAGUUCGAGGAGUAUUGAAGGUACUAUCAUCUAGAACAGCUCCUCUAGGUGCGAAGGGCUGGAAAGCACUAGUUGCCUAUGAAAAGUCAAACAAAAGUUGGUUCUGGGUUGGUCCAGUGCCUUUUGUUUCUUCAGACCGUGAUCCUGAUGAAGAAACUUCUGCUGAAGCAUGGGGUAUACCACACAAGAUGCUUGUGAAGUUGGUCGAUGCAUUUUCUAAUUGGCUGAAAAGUGGUCAGGAAACCCUUAAGCAGAUAGGAUCCCUUCCACCACCUCCACCACCAAAUCCUGCAAACUUGGAUUUGAAGGAAAGAUUCAAGGAGCUUAGAGCACAGAAAAGUCUGAACACAAUAGUCCCAUGCUCAGACGAAGCAAAGGCGUAUUUCCAGCGUGAGGAAUUUUUGAGAUACUCGAUACCUGAUAGAGCCUUUUGCUAUACUGCUGCUGAUGGGGAGAAGUCUAUAGUCGCUCCAUUGAGAAGAGGUGGUGGGAAGCCCACAUCAAAAGCUAGGGGACAUCCCAUGCUCUUACCUGAUCGUCCACCACAUGUCACUAUCCUAUGUCUUGUGAGAGAUGCUGCUGCUAGGUUGCCUGCAAGAACUGGAACAAGAGCUGAUGUCUGCACACUACUCAGAGACUCACAGUACCUAAACUUUGAAGAAGCCAAUAAAGAGGCUGCUAUUAAUCAAGUUGUCAGCGGUGCUCUUGAUCGCUUGCACUAUGAACGUGACCCUUGUGUACUGUAUGAUAAUGACAAAAAAUUGUGGACCUAUCUGCACAGGGGCAGAGAGGAGGAAGAUUUUGAGGAUGAUGGCACAUCAUCUACAAAAAAGUGGAAGAGACCGAGGAAAGAUCCCUCUGAUCCUGCAGAACAAGGUGCAGCAAAUGACGAUUUUGAGGAUGAUGGCACUGGCACCCCUUCUACGAACAAUGUGAAAAAACAAAAGAUAGACCAUGCAGAUCCUGCAGAUCCUACAGUGCCAGGAGAUGCUAAGGAUGGGGGAGAUCGUGCAACUCAGAACCCAUCUGCUGGUGGAUUUUUUGGUGGCCUCGAAGGUGAUCCUGAUCUUAAUGUUAUUCCAUCAUCGAAGAAUGAUGAAGAAACAGGUGGAGUUAUUUUCACUAAUGUAAUAUCAGAUGUUGGUGGCUCCAGAGCUUCAGUAGAGGCUACACCUGUCAGCAAGGCUGAUGACAAUACAACAAGUUGGCAGUCAUUCCCAGAACAGAACAAAAACUAUAUGGCACUCACUGAGAACACCAACAAGGAAUUUCACGAAGUGAUAGACAUAUCAUGAGUGCUACCUUGUUAUGUAUAACAUAUCAUGGUUAUCAACCAGCUGGGCAUGUGUUGAAGCAUCAGCACAGGCCUGCAGUAAUAUAAACUGAAAAUGCUGUAUAUGCUACCCUGCUGUUUUUUGUCAGCACAGCACAUCAUUUGAGUCUGUUUUAUAGUAAAACUGUAAUGGGCUAAUGGCGUACUUUCUGGCAGAGUGUAUAUUCAUCUUGUAGCUUAUAAUUUAAUCCUUUAUUGCCAAAUAGAUUUACAAGUCCUCACAUGUGUAAUGUUUAUUUCUUACUGUCCACAAUGAUCAUAAUUGGCCCAUAGUAGGAUAACAUGUGGAUCUUUUUGUUUGGGCUGAUUAUAGCACUUACCGGGAAUUCUGGGCUUGAUUUUGUUUCUGAAAAUUGCUUAUUAGUAAUUAUUUGUGAACAUGUGACUUUAAUUGAUGUUUGUUACAGAUUUUCCUUGGAUGAUGAGUACUAUAAUCUGUUACAAUAUUCCAAACAUGCAGUUAGCAUCAAAGCAGUAUUCUUGAUUAUAUAUGUUUGACAGCCUACUGUUCAAAGUAUGUACUUAGUUAUAGUCAGGAUGUGUACUUCGUUAUAGUCAUUAGUUAGGGACCUUGGAGUUGUUUGGAACAGUUUCAGGGGCAGCUUAUCAUUCAGUCUUUAUAUGUCUCGGUCAUCCUGCAAGGAGAUGUUUAUUUAUUUCCUGCUAUUUUGUAGUAAAACAUUAGCACAUUGAUGGUUCCAAAAAGGAAAAAUAGCACAUGAAACUAGA